This is a messenger RNA of Fusarium sp. VM40, 1521 nucleotides long. The record is from the annotation of a GenBank genome assembly. Lineage: Eukaryota; Fungi; Ascomycota; Sordariomycetes; Hypocreales; Nectriaceae.
AUGCUCCGCGAGAUACUUUACGGUAUAGCAGGGUUCGUCCUGCUGGCCUACGGGUCAGAAUGGAUCAUGUCAUUGUUUGACGAUCCUCGCGAGCCUAAGCGUCUGCAGUCCAAAAUCCCACUCUUUGGACACUUGCUGGGCAUGAUGAAGUACAGUUCGGGAUAUCAUGGGAUUACGAGCAAGCAAACAGACCAGGAAAUCUACACGUUCGCUAUCUUCAACACAAAACUCUACAUCGCCAAGACCGCACGUCUUAUCCCCGUUAUCCAAAAAGCCUCAAAGACACUCUCUUUCCGCCCCUUCAUGCAAACAGCUGCUAAACUCAUGGGCGGUGCCAAGCCCGAGACCUUUGAAGUUUUCGGUACCGAGUGGGUCGAUACUUUUAGCCAUGCUCAUAAACACAGCUUGGCCCCUGGACCAAGCCUUGAUGAGCAGAACCUUCGUAUGGGUGAUCGUGCCUUGAUUGACAUUGGGCAACUCCUACCGAAGGAGAAGGAUGGUGUCUCCAAUGUUCGUUUGUGCGAGUGGUCAAGGUACACUGUUGUUCAGGCUAGUGCGUGCGGUAUCUUUGGUGUUGAGCAUCCUUUCCGUGACCCCAAGAUCGAUGAAGCAUUCUGGAAAUGGCAAUCCUACCUACCUCUUCACAUGGUCAAUCUCGACAUUACUGGUAAAGGUUACGCUGCUCGAGAAAUUGUCUUUGAUGCUUUCCGCAAGUACAACAAGUCUCUCCCCAGCGACGUAUCUCUGGUUUACAAGGAACGCCUUCGAUCUAUGCAAGAAGCUGGAAUCGACGAAGAUGAUAUUUGCAAACAACAAGCUACUUUUGGAACUGCUGCUUUUGCCAAUACUUUCCCCAUCUUGCACUGGACUAUCUACGAGCUGUUCUCUCGGCCCGAGCUUCUUGAGGAGGUACGAAAAGAGGUUUCUGAGAAAGCCAUCAGUGGAGACAGCAAGACCGGCUUCAAAUUGGACGUGGCUGCUUUGAAGACAAAAUGCCCUUUGAUCUUGUCGAUUUUCCAAGAGACGCAACGAAUGCGACACGUACACGCCAACAUCCGUAAGAUCACCGAGGAUACUCUUCUUGAUGGAAAAUACCUUCUCAAAGCAGGCCACUAUGUAAUGAUGCCAGGUCAACCCGUCCACACCAACAAAACAACCUGGGGCGAAUCCGCCGACCAAUUCGACCCCUACCGCUUUGUGCCCAAGGAUUCUUCGGAUCGCAAGAAUGUGGCCUCAAGCAGCUUCGUUGCUUGGGGUGCGCCACUUCAUCUUUGCCCUGCGCGUCAAUUCGCCUCGACUGAGAUUCUCAUUGUUGUUGCUCUCCUUGCCACUCGUUGCGAGAUAGCUCCCACGACGGGCAAGUGGGUGAAGGACCCUGCUCUGUUCACGGGCGAUAUGGCCACCAUGUAUACUCCCAAGAAAGACAUUGAGGUUGAAGUGAGGAGUCGUGAAGAGUGGGAUGGGCAGUGGAGUUUGGAAAUGGGAGAGAGCAAGACGCGCAUUUCCCUUGCUUCUGGUUAG